AUGUUUAGGUUUGUUUGGGGUGUUAUUUUGUUUAUGCAUGUCGUAUGUAAGGAUUGGUCCGGCCUGAUGGCUGUCCGGUUCUUUUUAGGUAUGGCCAAAGGAGUAGUCACGCCAGCCUUCAUGCUAAUCAGCACAGGCUGGUAUGCACGUCAGGAUCAGCCACUCCGUAUGGGCUUCUGGUUCUCCUUCAAUGGCAUUGCGCAGAUUGUCGGCGGCCUACUUUCUUACGGGUUGGGUCAUAUCCAUGUAUUCGGUAACUUGCUCGUGGAAAACUUUGGAUACGGUACCCUCGAAACAACCCUGCUCGGAAUGCCCGCCGGUGCGCUUGAAUUUGUGCUUAUGAUGAUCAUCACAUUCGUUUGCAUGAAGUUCGCCAAUACUAGGUCAUAUUGUAUGACAAUUGCUCUUAUUCUAGCGCUUGUUGGAUCUGCCAUGGUAUACGCAGCGCCCUACCACAAUAAAGGUACUUUGUUGGCUGGCUAUUACUUGAUCUACGCCUUUCCGACUGGAUAUAUUCUCUUACUCUCUAUGGCAUCAGCAAAUAUUGCCGGACAUACGAAAAAGGUCACAGUUAACUCACUGCUUUUGAUCGGAUAUUGCGUUGGAAACAUCAUAGCGCCACAAUUCUUCAAAUCAGACCAGAAGCCUCGCUACGGUCUUGGAGUUGGAUCCUGCAUGGUCUCCUUUGCUGUUCUCAUUGUUAUGGUUAUUGCCCUGCGCAUUUACUUGGGAUGGCAGAACAAUAAACGGCGGUCUGGUGGCAUGGAUGAUCUGGUGACAGUUGGAAACCUUGAGUUUUUUGACUUGACAGACCAGGUCAAUCCUCGCUUUGUUUAUGUGUACUAA
Talaromyces atroroseus is the source of this 846-nucleotide messenger RNA. RefSeq lists its product as hypothetical. Gene Ontology annotation, biological process: transmembrane transport. Lineage: Eukaryota; Fungi; Ascomycota; Eurotiomycetes; Eurotiales; Trichocomaceae. Gene Ontology annotation, cellular component: membrane. Bases 1 to 846 code for a protein of 281 amino acids. The transcript is spliced from 7 exons. The record is from RefSeq and is a predicted model, not a curated record. Gene Ontology annotation, molecular function: transmembrane transporter activity.